Cherax quadricarinatus is the source of this 657-nucleotide messenger RNA. RefSeq names its product cuticle protein AMP1B-like. Lineage: Eukaryota; Metazoa; Arthropoda; Malacostraca; Decapoda; Parastacidae. The record is from RefSeq and is a predicted model, not a curated record.
AGCUGGUACUCACAUCGACAACAUGAAGAUCGCAUUAGUCAUCUGCUUGGUCGCCCUGGCUACAGCUGCUCCUCAGCAUCCAGAUAAAGACGCCCAGAUCGUCUUGGAAGAGAGAAGCGACACCGCAGACGGAAAUUUCUAUUACCGGUUUGAAACCAGCAACGGAAUCUCUGAACAGAGGACUGGCACUCCAGGCUCUGAGGGUCAGAGCAACAUGGACGGCGCCUUCAGGUUCCGCCUUCCUGACGGCACCAUCGCUGAGGUCCGCUACGUUGCUAACGAAUACGGCUACCAGCCUGAGUCUGAUCUCAUCCCCAAGCCCCACCCACUCCCUCCUCACGCCAUCGAGCAGAUCCGCGUCGCCGAGGAGCAGCGUCGCAAGGGCAUCACCUUUGAUAAAUAAUAAAUAAGUUCGAGGUCGACCUUCUCCUCCUCUGUUACCUCUGUUACUGAUCUUCCUGUAUAGAAUGGCCUGUUGAGGGUAACUUUUAUGGUAUCCUCCAGCUCACCAUGCCCUAGACAUACGCCAUCUUUAUCAACAGUGUACAAUAAAUGUAACAAUAUUCGUCAUUGAUUAAUAAGCUCCAGGUCGACCUACUCGUUGACCUCUGUUGUGGACAUUCUUGUAUAUAGUGAUAAACAAAUAACCCGCACAUA